UCUGCCCUCUAAAUAACAAGGCUCAAUUCUAUGGUUUCUUUGAAUGCCUUGGUGCUCAGUUAAUUAUCAGAUAAGGCUACUCUGGAAAGAAUCAAAGACAAAGAAAUCUCCCUUUGGUAGAGUAAAAGCCAUGGAACCCCUAAAGCUGUUUUGCAUUGCAUUUCUGCUAUGCUCACUGACUUGCUUCUUAUUGGAGGCAGAAGCUUCCCCUCCUUCACGUUUACUUGGCUUUGGAAUGCAAGACAAAUCAGGAUGGAAACCACGCUCGAGGGGUGUAUUUGCUAUUAGGAUGAUUGAUCCUAUCUUUGAAAAACGGAAGAUUCAUGUCUCAGGAAACCAGAAGUCCUGGCUGAGCAACUUCAGGGCUUACCUGGAUGAGCUCUUCAGGAAUACCACGUUUCCAGCAGCCAUUGUGGCUAUUUUCCUCAACCUGUCCCUAAUGGGGACUCUCUGUUGUCUCACCAUUCUUGUGGGUGGGCCAGUCCACUGAAGACUCAGUCUGCCCACUACAAGGCUCACUGGACUCCAAGACAGUGAAGAAGAAUAUGCUGUUUAC
Molecule: messenger RNA, 556 nt
Organism: Fukomys damarensis (Damara mole-rat)
Lineage: Eukaryota; Metazoa; Chordata; Mammalia; Rodentia; Bathyergidae
Gene: Smim9
Product: small integral membrane protein 9
Exons: 4
Coding region: 44-490 (148 amino acids)
Source: RefSeq, a predicted model, not a curated record